AUGACUGCAUUUGAUGUCAUUACUGGAAAACUUCAGCGCGACGACAUUACAGUCGCAGCUGUCCGUGACAUUUUCGAUAUUGUGCUGGAUGACUAUGUUGGCAAGAGUACUGUGGGCUUCUCGCGCAAAAUCAUGGGUCAAGACACUCUAGAAGUCAUCAUGUUCUUAAAACUCAACUGGGGUUUAGGCACGCUUUUUGGACGUAUCUAA
Phytophthora nicotianae INRA-310 is the source of this 210-nucleotide messenger RNA. RefSeq lists its product as hypothetical. Lineage: Eukaryota; Oomycota; Peronosporomycetes; Peronosporales; Peronosporaceae. The transcript has 2 exons. The record is from RefSeq and is a predicted model, not a curated record. The coding region runs from base 1 to 210 and encodes 69 amino acids.